AGAAGCAAAGGAGGAAGAAGCUGAGCAGCGUCCAGUUCCCGGUGGAGCAAGAAGAGUUGUUGUUUUUAAAUUCUAGCUGCUUUUGUGUAUGUAAUGUUGGUCUGGAGCUCCCCUGAGGUGCACGUGCAGAUGGAGCUGCUGUUCUCAUGGCUGUAGCGCCUGUUCGCUCUGAGAUAUCGCGAUGUUUUCCUCCAACAUGGAAACAAAAAGAGUGGAGAUCCCGUCCGGUAUGCUGGACGACCUCUGCAGCCGCUUCAUCCUUCACAUCCCCAGUGAGGAGAGAGACAACGCUAUCCGGGUGUGCUUCCAGAUCGAGCUGGCCCACUGGUUCUACCUGGACUUCUGCAUGCAGAACACUCCAGGAGCUCCUCACUGCGGGAUCAGAGACUUCGCCAAAGCAGUGUUCCACCACUGUCCGUUUCUGCUGCCUCAUGGAGAAGAUGUCCAGAAGAUCCUGGAACAGUGGAAGGAGUACAAGAUGGGAGUUCCUACUUUUGGAGCCAUCAUUCUGGAUGAAUCUCUAGAAAACGCGCUGCUCGUUCAGGGAUACCUUGCUAAGUCCGGCUGGGGCUUUCCAAAGGGGAAGGUGAAUGAGGAUGAAGCUCCUCAUGACUGUGCAGUGCGGGAAGUGAUGGAGGAGACGGGCUUCGACAUCAAGAAUCGCAUCUCCAAAGACGUGUACAUUGAGCAGAAGAUCACCGACCAGGUGGUGCGGCUCUACAUCAUCCCCGGAGUGUCGAGGGACACCAAGUUCAACCCCAGGACGAGGAAGGAGAUCAGGAACAUUGAGUGGUUUCCUAUUGAGAAGCUGCCCUGUCACAGGAAUGACAUGACCCCGAAGUCCAAACUCGGACUUGCCCCCAACAGAUUUUUCAUGGCCAUUCCCUUCAUAAGGCCGUUGAGAGAAUGGAUCAACCGGCUGAAAGGCGAGUCAACGGACAGCGACGAGGACUUUGCAAACAAUGGAAACACUCCAAACAAACCUGCAGACAACGCUCGGUCAAAGUCUCGCCGCCUCCCAGGUAAUGAAGCAUUUCCAGGAGAGGGAUGGGCCAAAAACAAGCAGAGGGCUGCCGGCCAGCUGAGCCAGUAUGAGUUCAACCAGAACCCAAGUGUGAAAAGUAACGGUAAGAAAAGUCAGGACUCGUCUGCGGUGAAGAAAGGAGCGAAUGAGAACGGGGCCAACAGCCAGCAGAAAGAAGAUAAGAAACUUCAACCCAGAAGACUGCAAGACAGUUUUGAGAAAGAUGGAUCUCCAAGCGGCUCCAGCGGUCAGACCGUCUACAGCGAAGACCCCGAGCAGCUGCUGUCCUCCAAGGUUUUCCUCAAUUUCAAAUUUGACCGAGAAGCCAUCAUGAAAUGUUUUGACUACUGACACAGUUGCAGCGCUGGGCCUCUCCUGGGAGCGCAUCGAACCGUGGCUACUAAAAUGACUCUUUUUAUACCUUUAUAGUCAAAGCAAGUUGUUACUGAAGCGGCUCCUUUCCUCGUCGCCUUCCUCGUCAUGUGUAGUUGUUUAUUUCUCAUUGAACACGGUUUUUAAGGCAGAAUCCUAACUUUACUUCUUUGAAAAACCUAAAUCAUGGUGCAAUCUGCAGAGGACAACACAGGACAAUAGGAGAGGACUCCUCAGGUUGAUCAGUAGUCUUUUAAAAAGGUCAAAAGUUUUGAGACCCUAAUGAAUUUUAAGCACAUUUGAGGUGACAUUAGCUGUGAUAUUUUGGUGAUUUUUUAAGAUGUAAUCAAUUAGGUGUUGGUAGUUUCCUCCAUUUUUCAACUUCAGUGCCUACAAAGGUGGGUUGGCUGUUUAAAAAGGGUAGGUAUUGAUAAUAUUAUUGUCUUUGCAUAUUUAUAUGGUGUUAUUGGCUGUAUUACGAAAAUGACUUAGGAUUUUAAACAUGAACUUCCAUGGCCGCCAACAUCGAAAUGCAAUUAUCUGUGUCUAUGUAGCUUUCAUUCAAGGUUUUGCAAUUCGAUUUUAACAUUUUAAUAUUGUCAUUCAUCAUAUGCACACACAGGGAACAUUACAUUUCAGCUAGUUUAGUUUUAGUAUUUUUAGCCACAGAUUUCCAUACAUUGUUAAUUGGCCUUAACGUGACCCAAAUCAUAUGGCUGUACGUCCGUCUGGUUUCUGCAGACUGCAGGGUUUACAUAUUAGAGGUCAUGUUGAGAUUUAGAACACCAGUAGUCAGACUCUACACAACGCACUAGUUAACUGCUAAAUAAUUUGGAUGGUUUGACAGGUCGCAGACUCCUAGCUUUGCCGCAUGUUUGACGAACACGUUGUUAGACUUAAGGUUUUUCAAAUUCAAACUUUUACAAUUUAUAUUUUUGCAAUGUCUCACAUAGGUCUCAUAUACAUGCAUAUAUGUGAGAUGACUGGAUGUUGAUGUGAUUCUCACUGGGGUUUCUUUUCUAUUGACUGUACAGAUGGUGAUCUCACGUUGUUUUUCGGCUUCAAUGUUUUUGUCUUAAACUGUGAAUAUUAAUAAAGUUUGUUUUUUUCA
Molecule: messenger RNA, 2507 nt
Organism: Eleginops maclovinus (Patagonian blennie)
Lineage: Eukaryota; Metazoa; Chordata; Actinopteri; Perciformes; Eleginopidae
Gene: dcp2
Product: decapping mRNA 2
Exons: 11
Coding region: 182-1375 (397 amino acids)
Biological process (GO): deadenylation-dependent decapping of nuclear-transcribed mRNA; nuclear-transcribed mRNA catabolic process, nonsense-mediated decay
Cellular component (GO): cytoplasm; P-body
Molecular function (GO): manganese ion binding; 5'-(N(7)-methylguanosine 5'-triphospho)-[mRNA] hydrolase activity; RNA binding
Source: RefSeq, a predicted model, not a curated record